CCGGUUAAAAUGGCCCAACUGCACACCCACCCGCUUUCCGGAAACUACCCGUACGAUCUCAGGGCACCCCUUCCCAUCGGCGCGCCGGCUGCGCCCCCGUCCGCCCGUCGGCGUCUCCAUCUCAAGGUGAAGCAGCAGAAUGGGUCGGAAGGCUGGCACGUUGUACAUAAACCCAAAGAAGUUUGGUGCUGUUGCGAAGCCUUGCAUGCCAGAAAUGUUGGCCUUCCUCAACUGCCUGGCCUUAAACAAACAGAACGAUGACAAGUGUGUGAGGCAGAAAGAUCUCUUGGUUGCUUGUACUCAGACUCAGAAAGGGAGGCCAAAGAAUGCAGCAAAGACCAUCAAUUACCAUCUUCAGCGACUUGGGCGAGACAAGUUCCUCUAGAUACAAUGAUUUUGAGACCAUUUUCCCAUCAAGCUUCCUACCUUGUAUUGAGGGUUGUAAGACAACUAUUUUUUCUAAGUAGCUUUGCUGAAAUGGGGGCAGUAAUGUGGUGUUUAGCUUGGACAAUGAUCAGCUAAUAAUUCUAUGUCAAACAGUAAGAUAUCAGCAGUAUAUGGACAUGGUUUUGUUCUCAUGGUAUAAAGGCACUUUGCUGCUGUGUGUUUUCGGUA
Phragmites australis (common reed) is the source of this 615-nucleotide messenger RNA. RefSeq lists its product as uncharacterized. The record is from RefSeq and is a predicted model, not a curated record. Gene Ontology annotation, molecular function: structural constituent of ribosome. The transcript has 3 exons. Gene Ontology annotation, biological process: mitochondrial translation. The coding region runs from base 140 to 385 and encodes 81 amino acids. NCBI's taxonomy places the organism in Eukaryota, Viridiplantae, Streptophyta, Magnoliopsida, Poales, Poaceae.